CCUCCAAGCCGAGCCACCUCCUCCACCACGACCCGCCGACCCCCCAAUUGACCCUCUCCGCUCCUCUGCCGGCUUUGAGCCAGCUCGACAUCACCAUGUUGGCCAGAUCGUGCCUCCGCUCGGCGCGCUCGGUCGGCCCAGCUGCGCGCAACAUCGCCAGCAAAACAGCUUCGCGUUCGGCCUCAUCAUCCAGCUCCUCAGCCGAGGAAGCUGCCUCAUCCUGGAGGACGAAGGCCCUCAGCGGGGGCUCCCUCGCCGUCGCCAUUGGAUCCGUAGCAUGGUACAACUAUCAGUACGGCAUGAGUGCCGAUGCCAUGACGCCGGCAGAAGAGGGUCUCCAUCCUACCGCAUAUCCAUGGGAACACAAAAAAUGGACCAAGACCUACGAUCACUCAGCUCUCCGCCGAGGCUUCCAGGUCUAUCGCGAAGUCUGCGCCUCCUGCCAUUCCCUUGCUCGUAUCCCCUACCGAUCGCUCGUCGGUGUUGCCAUGACCGUGGAUGAGGCGAAGGCGAUGGCGGAGGAGAACGAAUACGAUACCGAACCCAAUGACGAGGGCGAGAUUGAGAAGCGGCCCGGCAAGCUGUCCGACUACCUACCCAGCCCGUACAAGAACGACGAGGCUGCUCGUGCCGCCAACAACGGUGCUUUACCCCCGGAUCUGAGCUUGAUGGUCAAGGCCCGCCAUGGUGGCUGCGACUACAUCUUCAACCUGUUGACUGGAUACCCCGAGGAGCCCCCGGCGGGAGCCGUUGUCCCCGAAGGCCUGAACUUCAACCCCUACUUCCCAGGAACCGGCAUUGCCAUGGCCCGUGUGCUAUACGAUGAUCUCGUCGAGUACGAAGACGGCACACCCGCGUCGACCUCCCAGAUGGCUAAGGACGUUGUUGAAUUCCUAAACUGGUCCGCAGAACCCGAGGCAGAUGAGCGGAAGAAGAUGGGCUGGAAGGUGUUGGCGGUCACCAGUGUUCUGUUCGGUCUCAGCGUAUGGGUCAAGCGUUACAAAUGGUCGACGAUCAAGACCCGGAAGCUAGUCUACAACCCACCCGUCGGCGGCGCGAAGAGCCCUUUCAAGAAGUAAACCGGGGAUCAUGUGUAGGAGGCAUAAGGGGAUAUCUGGGUCGAUAGGUUUCAUAUGGAAGGCACUGGGAGCGAUGCCGUGUCUACUACUUGUACAGCACUAGAAAAACACUACUAGCUCCACCUAUUUCCUUCGAUUGUGCGAUAGACACGCGGGGUGCUGCACGGAGAGG
Mytilinidion resinicola is the source of this 1251-nucleotide messenger RNA. Its product is annotated as cytochrome c1, mitochondrial precursor. Gene Ontology annotation, biological process: mitochondrial electron transport, ubiquinol to cytochrome c. The transcript is spliced from 5 exons. Gene Ontology annotation, molecular function: heme binding; electron transfer activity. The record is from RefSeq and is a predicted model, not a curated record. The coding region runs from base 96 to 1079 and encodes 327 amino acids. NCBI's taxonomy places the organism in Eukaryota, Fungi, Ascomycota, Dothideomycetes, Mytilinidiales, Mytilinidiaceae.